Cooperia oncophora is the source of this 546-nucleotide messenger RNA. Lineage: Eukaryota; Metazoa; Nematoda; Chromadorea; Rhabditida; Trichostrongylidae. The record is from the annotation of a GenBank genome assembly.
AUGGUCCUCGAGCCGGACGGUAAAGCGCACGGUGUACUCUUUUUGAACAGUAAUGCACAGGAAGUGACAACAACUCCAGGAUCAGCGUUAAUUUACAGAACAAUCGGCGGAAAUUUGGAUCUCUACUUUUUUCCAGGACCAACUCCUGGGGAGGUCACCCAGCAAUAUCUAGCUUUUAUCGGGAAACCCCUUCUUCCCGCCUAUUGGGCACUUGGUUUCCAGCUAUCACGUUGGGGUUACAAGGAUUUUGACGACUUGAAGAAUGCUGUCAAAAGGACUAAGGAUGCUGGUAUUCCCCUAGAAGUAGUUGUGUUCGACAUUGAUUAUAUGGAGAGAUUCAAAGAUUUUACAAUCAACCCAUAUGUCGAAAACUUCCAUAGAAAUAGCUUGUUGCUUCAGAAAUGGAAGGAUUUGCCAAGUUAUGUGCGAGAGCUGCACACCCAGGGCAUGCGAACAAUCUUCAUGUUCGAUCCUGCGAUCGACGUAAGCGACGAUGCUUUCAAGAGAGCAAUGGAAAUGGUCAGUGCCAAGAAAAAAUUCAAGUGA